Messenger RNA from Asparagus officinalis (garden asparagus), 1178 nucleotides. RefSeq names its product microtubule-associated protein RP/EB family member 1C-like. Gene Ontology annotation, molecular function: microtubule plus-end binding. Lineage: Eukaryota; Viridiplantae; Streptophyta; Magnoliopsida; Asparagales; Asparagaceae. The record is from RefSeq and is a predicted model, not a curated record. Bases 81 to 1073 code for a protein of 330 amino acids. Gene Ontology annotation, cellular component: cytoplasmic microtubule; microtubule plus-end; microtubule organizing center. Gene Ontology annotation, biological process: protein localization to microtubule plus-end; thigmotropism; regulation of microtubule polymerization or depolymerization. The transcript has 6 exons.
CCUCCCCAAAUUCAUUCCACCACUCGCUCGAACCCUAAUUAAUCUCUCUCUCUCUCUCUCAUCGCUCUCUGUGAUCUCUGAUGGCGGCGACGAACAUAGGGAUGAUGGAUGGCGCCUACUUCGUCGGCCGAAACGAGAUCCUCGCCUGGAUCAACUCGACGCUCCAUCUCAACCUCUCCAAGGUCGAAGAGGCGGCGUCUGGAGCGGUCCACUGCCAGCUCAUGGACGCGGUUCACCCUGGGAUGGUGCCGAUGCACAAGGUUAAUUUUGAUGCCAAGACCGAGUAUGAGAUGAUACAGAAUUAUAAGGUUCUUCAGGAUGUCUUCAACAAGCUCAAGAUCAACAAGCAUGUCGAGGUGAACAAGCUGAUAAAAGGAAGGCCCCUUGAUAAUUUAGAAUUCAUGCAGUGGAUGAAGAGGUACUGUGACUCAGUUAAUGGUGGUGUUUUGAACAGCUACAAUCCCUUGGAAAGAAGAGAAUCUUGUAAAGGAGGAAAGGAGGCACAUAAAAAAUUGGCUUCGUCACAAGUUUCAUCAAAGUCUUCAUCUGUUGUUGGUAAAGCCCACACCUCUCAUGCCACACGGAAGAAUGAUGGAAAUGCUACUAGUGCCUCAUCCCAUAGGACCACAAGGUCCGCUUCUACCUCAGGAGGGCAAGCUUAUGAUGAGCAGAUAACUGAACUAAAGCUUUUUGUGGAUAGCCUCGAGAAAGAAAGGGACUUCUACUUUGCUAAGCUUCGAGAUAUUGAAGUAUUGUGCCAGAAACCUGAGUUAGAACAGCUGCCUAUUGUAGGCGCAAUCCAGAAGAUACUUUACGCUGCAGAAGACAAUCCCUCUGUGAUUGCAGAAGCACAAGCUAUGAUUGAGCAACCAAACCAGCAGCUGCCUUCUGUUCUUAGUCCCAUACCUGAGGCAAUAGAAGAGAGGCCGAAGCAGGAAACACAGAAGAGGAAAGAUAUCAGCAACUUUGAGGUGGAGGUCGAAGAGAACUCGAAAUCUACACCGAGGCAAAGACUUUCAGACAUCUCAAAUUUCCAGGAUGGUAGCCCUCUUGUGGAUGCUGAAACCUUUUGAGCAUCAGAGCUUGUAAAAUUAAAUUGUUGCAAUUUGAUUUCAGGAUUCCGGAGAUGCUUGAACUGCGAUAAUUAUCUUAUGUUCUACAUUCUGGUUGGUGGAUCA